GACUGGCUCUCACACUGUGAGCCAUGGGGCCCCUCGCACUGCUGGGCUUUGCCUCACUCUGGGCUGGGCUGGCGCUGGCUGAAGUGGUCCCCACUUUCCGUAAAUGCAGACGCUAUUUCUACAGAGGAAUUGAGCCCCAAGGGUUUGACACUACAAACAGAGCUAACAUUUGCCAGAAAUAUGGAGGAACAUCAUUUCGCAACCUUGUACGCCAAGAGCAGCCGAAUCCUGGUCUGGUCAGCUUACACUAUAGAUGAAGGAAAUUGCACAGAUACAGUCUCAGAAACAUGGAAGGUGGAGCCACAGCUGGCUGGUUUAUCAGAGACAAACAUGGAAGGAAAACUGCUUCAAGACCCGAAAGGAAAAAAAACAAACCAGAAAGGAAACCAAUCCAUCAAAGAAAAACUGAAAGAAAGGCAAGCCAUCAAUGAAGAUUAUGAGAGAACACACUAUGAACGGGGACACCUGAACCCAAACUCCUUCCAGUGUGGUCAAGGCCGAAUAGCCACCUUCACGCUCACCAAUGCAGUCCUCAUGGACCCCUGCUUCAAUAGGGUCAAUUGGUAUGAACCGGAACGACAUCUCAAGAUACAGUUAACAAACAGCUGCCUUAAUGUGAAAAAUCAGAAAGGGAAACACUUUCUAGAGCAGUGCCCGAUGAAAAAUAUAAAAUCCCCAUUAAGAAGGAUGACAAAGGAACAUCAAUCGAGAUGCUGAGAGGAUGGUGGUGCCCAGCCACAUCUGGAAUGCCGUUUGCUGUGAGCACUCUGACAAUAACAAGAAAUUCUCCUUCGCCUUCCUGGGGAUGAACAGGCCAGACAGCAUCCUGGAGCCCCUGAAAGUGACACAGCUGAACAAAUUGCUAACGAGGCUGUAUGGGAAUCCUUCAGGGCGGCCAAUCAAGAUUUUUAAUGAUGACUGUAACAAAGAAGGCACAAAGGCACAGGAUGUUGUAUUGGAAAUAACCAAACAGUUGCGCGACACCUUUCCAAACUGGGGAAACCAUCUCUCAGGAAACAAAAGGCCUCAAAAUAACCCCCCCUGCCCGCCAUUGUUUCUAGUAAGAAAAAGGCAAAGCCUUAGCAGAAGCUGAAGGGGGGGGGGGGAGGGGAAGGAAGGAAUGCAGCAUAGACAGAAAUUCCAAUAGACCUUUUAAUUGAAAGCUCCUGGGGCCUGUGUAACUGCAUGAGCUUGUCAGUGUCGAUCUGCCCCUAACUCUCCUCUCUUCUCCCACCUGGUGCUUGUCAAACCCACUUGUUAAAUCUUGUCUUAAAUUAUUCCUUGGUCCUUCCCCCAUUUUGGUGCAGCUGGAGCCCCACUGAUGCAGAGCUCUGCCCAUUUACACAAGCUGAGUGUCAGCCCCGGCUGUUUGCAAAUUCAGCCCGGCUCUGGGUUACACUCAGAACAGGAGCUUCUCACCCAGAAAGGCUGGGAGUUCAGUCUGCCUCUAGUGAAACCUCAGUUUUGCAGAAGCCUAAGGAACCAAU
Trachemys scripta elegans is the source of this 1487-nucleotide messenger RNA. Its product is annotated as endonuclease domain-containing 1 protein-like. The record is from RefSeq and is a predicted model, not a curated record. The transcript has 2 exons. Gene Ontology annotation, molecular function: metal ion binding; nucleic acid binding; hydrolase activity. The coding region runs from base 181 to 717 and encodes 178 amino acids. NCBI's taxonomy places the organism in Eukaryota, Metazoa, Chordata, Testudines, Emydidae.